GUGAUCGCUCCCUCCCCCGCCCCCCAAAAGUCCCGCGGAGCCGCCUGCCCGCGGCGGAGCGGAGCGGCGCGGCCCCGGCGCGCGGAGGGAGCCUGUUCAUUGCUCUGAUGGCUCUGCCACCUCCAGAUCCAGAGUUUGUCCUGAGAGGUACCAGUGCUGCAGUCCACACUUUGCAUUUUUCCUGCGGAGGCCAAGAACCCGAUUUCCCAAUUCUUUACUCUGGGUCAGAGAAUGGUUUUGUCCAUGUCUGGAACCUGAAAACACGAAGAGUGGACACAGCGCUGGAUGGUCAUGAAAGAAAGUCUGUCUACUGGGUAGAAACAAUGAAUACUAAAGACAGGCUCCUUAGUCAGGGUCGUGACCAAAGGAUCUGCCUGUGGGAUUUAGCAGAAGGACGGACUUCAGUGAUGGAUUCUGUUUUCACGGAGAAUGUGGGAUUCUGCAGAUGCUCUCUGUUAAAGGUGGCACAGGGACGCUGGCUAGUGGCCAUGGCAGCCAAAUCCCUAGAGGAGGUUCAGGUUUUGGAGCUGCCAUCCAAGACGUCAGUCUGUACCUUGAAGCCAGAGGUGGGUGCCAAGCUGGGCAUGCCCAUGUGUCUUAAGUUAUGGCAGCUGGACUCUGGUUCUCAACCUUGGCUUCUGGCUGGCUAUGAAGAUGGAUCAGUGGUCCUUUGGAAUCUGUCAAUGGGAAAAGUGUUGAGCCAACUUGUUUGCCAUCAGGAGCCAGUGAUGAGCCUUGACUUUGACUCAGAGAAGGCCAAGGGGAUCUCAGGCUCAUCUGAAAAGGUGCUUAGCAUCUGGAGCCUCAAUGAGCAACAGAACCUCCAGGUUCACAAAAUACACAAACUUGUCAACUCUGGCAUAUCUGAUAUUACCAUCCGUUCAGACAAGAAGAUCUUAGCCACAGCAGGGUGGGAUCAUCGCAUCAGGAUCUUCGGCUGGAAAAAAAUGAAGCCCUUAGCAGUGCUGGACUACCACACAGCCACUGUCCAUUGUGUCUCCUUCUCAGAUCACAGAAACCCAAGUGAGAGACUGCUAGCAGCUGGCUCGAAAGAUCACCGCAUCAGUAUCUGGUCAAUAUAUACUCAGGCAUGACAUGUUCUGCACUUUCAUGGGCUAGAAAGCAAAACUGGUGAAGCAGUAAUUUGGAUCUGGAUAUGGGGAAGCAAUAGAGCCUAUUUCCAGGCUGAAGUGAGAGUCUCUGGAAAGUGUUGGAUUAAUUUUUAUGCUGCUUGUUCAACAGCAAUGUUGCAAGUUUUGUUUUCGAGAGAGGGGACUUGAUUUUUAAAAUUUAUCGUAAGUGGAGCAAAGCUAGUCAUGAAUGAAGACACAAGACAAGUAGCUCCAAGUUCUGUUGCAGGCUUUGCCAUGGCUUUUUCUUUGGCAAGUUGCUUGACAAACUAUGCCAGUUUCUUCUUUUGUGAAAAGGGACUGGAAUCUCUGAGACUUCUGUUGGGGAAGAAUACAUCUGUUUGUAAGUCAUUUAUGUAUCCAAGCCUCUGAAUCGGUGUAAAACAUGACUCUGUCUUGAGAAUUUAUACCAUUAAACCACCUCCAGUGGUUUCUCAUUGUCAGUU
This is a messenger RNA of Rhea pennata, 1576 nucleotides long. It is a transcript of the gene GNB1L, whose product is annotated as G protein subunit beta 1 like. Gene Ontology annotation, molecular function: protein binding. The record is from RefSeq and is a predicted model, not a curated record. The coding region runs from base 108 to 1094 and encodes 328 amino acids. Lineage: Eukaryota; Metazoa; Chordata; Aves; Rheiformes; Rheidae. The transcript is spliced from 7 exons.